CCCAGGCCCCCAUGGAGAGCUCAGAUGUGGAUCUGGACCUCCAGCGGAGCGUGCACGCCGUGCUCCGAGAGCUCAGCGCCCAGGCCCCUGCCCUGCCGAGCAACCAAGGCAUGUGGAGAUGGUCCCUGCACAAGAAGGUCGAGCGGGAUCCUGGUAAGAGUCCGGCACUGGUCCGCAUCCUGCUCAGAGAACUGGAGAAGGCAGAAAGUGAGGACGCCCGGCACGUCAUCAUUCCCUUGCUGCACACCCUAAUGUACGUGCUCACGAAGGCCACGGGCAUCACAGAGGAGCUCCACCGGAGAACCUAUGCCUUUUGCACAAGGUUGCUGACCUUGCCCGCCCCCUACUGCACCAUCGCCCUGGACUGCGCCGUAAGGCUGAAAACGGAGACGGCCGUGCCAGGGACGCUGUACCAGAGGCUGGUCAUUGCCGAGCAGAACCUGACGAGUGAGCUGUACCCCUACCGGGAGAGAGUGUUCCUCUUCGUGGAUCCUGAGCUGGUGUCUCCCUCCGUGUGCAGUGCCCUGCUGCUGGAGAUCGAGGCGGCCCAGGGGCAGCGGACACCGGAGGCCUGCAUGCGCCACGUGGUCUCCCACGCCCUGCAGGCGGCGCUGGGGGAGGCCUGCGAGGCAGGCGUGCUGCAAAGGAAGCUGCAGACCAGCUCCCGCCGCGCCCUGGAGCGCUAUUUCCACGCCGUGGUGGCAGCCGUGGAGCAGAUGGCCAGCGAGCCCAGCCCGAGCCGGGAGGGCCACCUGCAGAGGCUGGAGGAGAUUUACUGUUCGCUGCUGGGGCCGGCGGAGGCCGCCAGGGGGCGCUGCGGCGGUGACCCCCCCCCGGACCGGCUGCUAGGCAGCUCUCUGCCCAGCCCCCUUAUCACCUUCCACCUAUGGACCGACGAGGAGCAGCUCUGGAAGGAGCUGGUGCUCUUCCUGCGCCCGCGAUCCCAGUGCCUCAGUGCAGACUUGGAAGCCUUGGAUCUGCAGGGCCUCCUGCCAGACCAGGCGUUGGCCCGGGCGUCCAUGCUGUCCACCGACAGCGGCAUCGAGCGGGACCUCCCUUGGGGGGCCGACGAGCCGCCCGCACCCGGCAGCCCCGAGGUGGAGCGAGCCAGGCUGCAGCGCAAAGGGGGCAUCAAGAAGCGGGUGUGGCCCCCGGACAUCCUGAUGCCCGGCAGCUGGGAUGGGCCGCCGGGGCUGCACCGGAGGACUGGCAGGCCCAGCGGGGAUAGGGAGCUGCUGCCUGGGGUCUCCCGGCUGCACACGGCCCGGGUGCUGGUGCUGGGCGACGAUCGGAUGCUGGGGCGCCUGGCCCGGGCCUACCACAGCCUCAGGAAACGAGAGACCCAGAAGUUCUGCCUCACCCCCAGACUCAGCCUGCAGCUCUACUACAUCCCUGUGCUGGCACCUGAGAAGCCCACAGCAUCCAGGCAUUCAGAGCUCGGAGAGUUGGCUGCGUUCCUGGGCCGCGCAGACCCGUGGUAUGAGAGCAUCGUCAACACCCUGUGCCCUGCCAUCCACAAGCUGGCAGAGAUGCCUCUCUGCCUGGACACCUCCCAGACCGUAGACCCCUUCAUCCUGGAUGCCAUCACCUACUAUGUUCGCAUGGGCACCCAACCCAUCUAUUUCCAGAUCUACGCAGUCAAGAUCUUCUUCAAUGACCUGAGCCAAGACCCUGCAGAGGACAUCUUCCUCACCGAGCUCCAAGUCAAUAUCCAAGACUCCAAGUUGGCCAGAGAUAGCCCUUCGCCCAGGAGGAGGGCCGUGGCCGAGGGCCCGGGGGCUGAGCUCUCCGUCUGCUACCAGAAGGCCCUGCUCAGCCACCGCACCCGAGAGGUCACCGUGUCCCUGCGGGCCACCGGGCUGGUCCUGAAGGCCCUUCCAGCUGGUGACACUGAAGUUGCAGGGCCCACCCACUGCCCCCCAACUGCUGCUCCGGAGACAGACCACACGUGCCUGAGUAUUAGCGUGACAGAGGUUGUCAAGACCUCCAACUUGGCAGGAAGAUCCUUCUCUACGGUGACAAACACCUUCCGUUCGGCUAAUGUCCAGAUCCAAAGCCGGGACCAGAGGCUGCUGGCGCUGUUGCUGGACAAGGACAGUUGCCGCGCGUACAGGGAUGUGGCCAGGUUCGAGGUUGCUCCCUGCCCAGAGCCGUGUUCUGGGGCCCAGAAAUCCAAGGUGCUGGGGCUCAGCUCACACCAGGAGGAGAUGGAAAGGACCAAAGCCAAGGCCAGACCCCUUCUAAUGCCCAUCAACACGUUCUCUGGCAUCGUCCAGUGAGCCCAAAGGGGCUGCAGAAUCGCUGAGUCUGAGCGCGGCGGGCCCGAGAGGAAGGAUACACUACCCCACCCGCCCCAAACACUCACAGCAACGACUAGAACAAGGCUCCUUGGGCCGGCUUCCAGCCCCAUCUAAGAGCCAGCAAGCCCCAGGAGCACGGGGGGCUGGCCGUGGCGGGUGCGAUGGAGCAGGGCCCCCACGAAGGGUGGAGGAGGCCCUGGCCAGGCUGUGAGCACAAAGCCCAGCUCCUUGCGCCCGUGUCCGCUCCUCCGUUGAUUUCCAAUCCCUGCCUCUCCCACGCAA
Molecule: messenger RNA, 2582 nt
Organism: Kogia breviceps (pygmy sperm whale)
Lineage: Eukaryota; Metazoa; Chordata; Mammalia; Artiodactyla; Physeteridae
Source: RefSeq, a predicted model, not a curated record